Molecule: messenger RNA, 3457 nt
Organism: Dermacentor andersoni
Lineage: Eukaryota; Metazoa; Arthropoda; Arachnida; Ixodida; Ixodidae
Gene: Vhl
Product: von Hippel-Lindau protein
Source: RefSeq, a predicted model, not a curated record
UGUUUUAAUCAUAGUUUUAAUCUCGGUUUUGAUAUUUCUGCUGUAUGCGCAGGGCACAUUGUUAUGGUCACUUCAAACUGACAAGUGCAACUGGGGAUUUCACGAUGGGGCUGAAAUAGCCCGGGUGCCUAUGUAGUCUAGGUGCGCUGUCGUCGCGUGCGGCGAGUGUUACAAGAGUCGAUUAUCUUUGGGUGCCAUGGGUGACGAUCAAGGUCAGGUGCGCUGCCUGGUCUCGGGCCCGUCGCUGUGUCCAUCGUACGUGCGUUUUGUGAACAAGACAAACCGCCACGUGGAUGUCAUCUGGCUCAACUAUGAAGGCCUGCGCAUCAAGUACAAGAGCCUUGGGCCAAAUCAGGCAUACGAAGUGUCACCCCUUGGUAACAGCGGCCUUUUUUGGCAUUGCAAAAAGAUGCUCGAUGUGGACACCUUUGUGAACCAUCCAUGGAUCUUCCGGGACACGGUGACACGUGAUCGUAUGGUUGUUCAUCAAAAGGAGGUGUUCCACCCUCCCGAGCCGUCACGCCUGGGCCCUGAUGGGCAACCCCAGUACACCCGCAAGGUGGUGCUCAUCACCCUGCCUGUGUGCUCGCUGAAGGAGAACUGCUUCCAAGAGAUCCGGCGCUGCAUCGUGUCACCCGAGGCCAUCCGCCGAACAGGCAUUCCACAGUCGCUGCAGAUGGACUACCUCAUCUUUCUACAGCAGCAAUGAAGAGGAAGCGAUGGCAUGGGCGCCGUGUGCAGUGGUGGACGUAUGCGUUCCCAACUUUGGACCUACACCGCUGAUGUGCAGCCAGUGCGCAUGUGACAUUCAGUGGCAAAUACAAGCAGGGGCUGAAAAUACGCACACUUUAGCAGAUAUGAAGGCUUUUUGUUAUCAGAAGAAAAUUGGUCAACUUGCAGCAGGGGUAAGCUCGCUGCUUUCUUCGCCUCCCCUGAGCAGGCUUGUCUUCAAGUUGGCUUAUCUGCAUGCUGGGUUUUGAAGCGUUAGUCAAUGAGUGUCACUUGUGUGAAAAGAAGUGUUUAUUUUUGAAAUUAGAUUCUCUCAGGUUUUAUGACUUCAUUGUGAAAGUGCGUGUAAGUGGGUGUGUGAAUGUGUUUGGUAUGUAUAUGUUUGGUGUGAAUGAAAGGCAGAGUGAGGGGUGUAAACCAGGAAAUAGCAGCACUGUUUGGAAAAGGACAAGCUACUAUCAAGUUGUUGGCCUGUUCUUUCCUGACAAAAAGAGGAGUUCUGGGUGUAAAACUACUGCCGGCAGUGUUGGAGUAAUAUAAGUGGCCAUUGAUCAAGUUGUUGUUUCCAGACUAUAUAUAAAAAGAAAAGAACUUGUGGAGCACCGGUAUCUUCUUUAUGUAGGCCUUGUCUUGCAGUAAGCCAGCUAUUUUUGCUCUAAGUCGUAGCAUGUUAUUGUGCAGAGCUGCAAAGGCACAAACAUGGCAGGGCAAACACAUCAAGUGCAAUGUGCCGCCAAGGUGAUUUAGUCUACUAAUUAUGAGUUGUAUUUAAAAACUUGUUGAUUGGUUGGCUGAUGGAGUGAUGCUUAAUGUUUCUGAGCAACUCGUCAACUAUGCAGGGAGUGCCUUAAUGGGGGGGAAGCCCUUUAUUAAUUUUGGCCAACAAAAAGGUUGGUGCACAAGUGUUCUUGCAUUUUUACCCCCACUCGAAUGCAGCUGUGGUAGCCAGGAAUUAAGAACCCUUGGCUUUGGAGCAGAAUUCUACACCCACAGAGCCACCGUGAUGUAUAGAGAAGAGGAGCAAGGACAUGCAAGCAUGCUAGUCAGUAUUCCGUGGCGUACACUGUAGCAUAACUUGACAAACAAGUGACAAAUACAAGGUCUAAUUUCCAGUCUAACAUUACUUAGUUUUCAUCCCCAUGCACAUAAUGGCACAGUUUCCCACAGUAAAGAAUUGUUCGCAUUUUUUCUAACCUACCUUUUGUUACUUGAUUUUAUCUUAAGGCAUAAUAAUGACAGUGUCUUUCACAAUAAAAUUCACUUGGAAGAGAGCGCCAUUGUUGAGUUUCUCGCCUUCUUGUCUAGAGUUCUGCUUUGCCACACACUAAGCAAGAAAACUAGGCUGAUGAAAUGCCAGGCAUGAGUCAAAAUGGAUUCCUGUUGAGCCCACAGCUAUACUCGUUGAGGUGUAGAUUAAACAGUCAAUCCCAGUUGGUUGAUGAUUUCUGGACCCAUGCACUGGGCGGUCCAUCACUAUUGUGGGUGUGAUUCCUGGCCACUGCAGCUGCAUUCCAACCAUGGCAGUGUGGCCAGAUUUUUAUGCUCAUGAGAAAAGGACCCCAAGUAAUCUGAAUUAAUCUUUAGUCUUUGGUGUGAUGUCCCUGGUAGCCACUUUGGUGUAGCAUGGGGAUGCCAGAUUCAAUCACCAAAUUAACACAAGUGCACUUGACUGAACAAGCCACCUAGCAUGACUUCACUCCGCAGCACGCAGGAAGUUGCAUGAAAACAAAAUGUUCUAGCUUCCUAUAUCCUACAAUAAUGCAUUGCAUCAUGCACAUUUUCCUGCUGUUGUGAAUGUGCGUAUACGAGGGUGCACUGAUUCAUGCAAUGGGAUUAAAAUAUUCACUGAGGCAAGCUAGCCACAAGAUACUGGUGCAAGCCGCUAUAUAAGUGGGGCACAUGUGUAAUAAGAGUGCUGUGGCAGUCGUACUAGUGCUAAACAUUUCCUUAUGAGGCAGUGUACAUGUCCAAGCGCCACGAUACACAGCUGCUGAACUUGGAAGUUCACUUAUGUUUUACAAGGUACCACAUAUGUGCCCAGCGCUUUGGCAGAAUUCAAGCUUCGCAUGGACUUCCACAAAAGUAGUUGUAAACAACUUUGUGGAACUGUUCAACAAGCGGGGCACCCACAUGCAUCCAGUCAGCUGUCAUAACUGGCAUGAAAGCUUGCGCCUUGUUUCUCCUGCAGCAUUUAACAGCAACACACUGCCCUAUUUAUUGUUUGUGCUUGCAGUAUAUUUAUGAGGAUGUGCAGGUUUCCUUUGUUUCAUGGUCAGGCAAUAAGUUUCUCAAUAUUCUUUGAAGCUUUAGUUUUCAUGUGCUGAGGUUAGGUCACAUGUGCAACGGUGAAAGCCUGCCUCAUCUUGGCCAUGAACUUUCAAGCCGCUAGGUGCAUAGAUAUGUACACAGGUGUGGGGAGUAGGAAUGUGGGAUUUCUAGGCAUGCUUCCACAAUUUAACAAGUAGAGCAUGCUGUGCCGAGGAAAUUGGGUUUGAAAUCAACCAUUGGACAUGGAUUUUUGAGUCAUGCGAUAGCAGUUAGAUAGCAACAUGUCAAAGGAGCGUUAGUAGGCUAAGAAUGUUAAUUGCAUUAAAAUACAUAUGUCUUCAUUGGUAGUGCAGCAACCGGUGCCACUGGCUCCUGCAUUUAUGUUUCCUUGUCAUUUUUUUUAAAGAAAAGUGUGGUCAAGCUCAACUGUGAUUUAACAAUAAAAAAAAGGAAGACAUGU